CAGCCGCUGACUGGUGGGGCCCGAGGGGCAGCCCGGGCGCAGGCCCAGUGUGGCCUGGGCAGAGGUGGCCGAUGAGACGCGGGGCUCUGUUGCUCUCAUGAGCAGGCGUUGCUCGCCCGCUGCUGCCGCGCUCUUGCGGGGGCUUGUUGGCCCCGCUGUUCUCUGCCUCGGUAGGAGUAUGAAUCUCUGUGGGGCACCGGCUGCUUGUGCUGCGGGGCCUGCGGACGGCAAUAGCGGUGGUGGCGGCGGUGUGGGCUUCUCCUCAGCGCGGCUGAGUCCGCCGUGGCUGCGGCUGCCGGAGGUACCGGGCGCAGAGCCGCACCGAGCUAACGAGCUGCUACUGCUGCUACCGCCGCCGGUCCCGCGCGGCGUGACCUUGCCGCAGCAUCAUGUUGUCUAUUUCCCGGGAGACGUGCAGAACUAUCAUGAUGUCAUGUCCUGCCACCCAGAAAACUUUCAGUGGGAGCACUGGAGCUUUGAAAACAUCGCGACCAUACUUGCUCGCCGGUUCCCUGGUAGCUUUAUUUGGGUUGUGAAGUGCUCCCGAAUGCACUUGCAUAAAUUCAGUUGUUAUGACAACUUUGUGGCCAGCAACAUGUUUGGAGCUCCAGAGCACAGUGCUGAUUUUGGGGCAUUCAGGCAUCUCCAUGCAUUGCUAGCUAAUGCUUUCAGGCUCGCACAGAACGUUCUGCUGUCCCAGAAAAGUAUGCAUGGUGCCAGCAAGGAGGCAAAAAUAGCUGCUUGCAAGUCACAGCUACAGUCCGUUCCUGCAACAAACGGCUGCUCCUUCACAGAGAGAGAUUGUGAAUGCUCCAGUAAUUCUGCUGUGAGCUUCCCUGUACCGGCUGCCGUGGGUGCAGUGUCAUUCACUUUGAUUGGCUUCAGCAAAGGAUGUGUGGUCUUGAACCAGCUGCUUUACGAGCUGAAGGAGGCUAAAAAAGACAAGAAUACAGGUGCCUUCUUACAAAACAUAAAAGCCAUUUAUUGGCUGGAUGGUGGCCACUCGGGAGGAAGCAAUACUUGGGUUACUUACCCUGAGGUGCUGAAAGAACUUGCAGAGACUGGGAUUGAAGUUUAUGCUCACGUUACACCGUACCAAGUGUUUGACACAAUGAGGUCAUGGAUUGGGAGAGAGCAUGAGAAAUUUGUACAGAUACUUGAAGGAUUUGGUGUGGAAAUAAAUGAUCAGUUACAUUUUGCUGACAAUGUCCCCUCCUUAGAAAACCACUUCAGAGUUCAUGAAGUGUUUUGACUGUAUCUGAAUAUUCACUAUAAAGGCACUUUUAGCACUGGAAAUGUUGUCACUGAGAUUGACAGCUUUGAGCAGAUGCUAUCUGAAAGAGUAUAUCUCAGUCCUGUGUUGCUAAUAGAGACUAGAUUUUCAGGCAGUAGCUGAAAAAAGAGGAUUGGGACCCAGUACCUACAACACACGUUGUCAUUUAAUCCUGGAAAGAACUGUUACAAAGAACUAUCCUAUACAUGGUUGUGGGUUUUUUUGUUAAAUGUGAAUGUUUAUUCUCAAAGUGUUGGCAGUGCUUUUAGUCCUGGAUGUCUAAUAACAUGUGCUGCCUUUAAUGGGAGUUUGAAGCACUGAAGAGACUUCCACAGGUCUGGAUACUUCAGUUUAGCAGCUGCCAGGGCCAAGUGCUUUGAGCUUGGUUAAUAGCAAAUGUAAGGUUAGUCUUCUGACUGAAGAAAAGUGGUGAUUGUCAGAACAACAACCUUAGCUAUAAAGGUUUGUGAAAGCUGGUUUAGUUGGUUAAUUCUUCCGGUUUUGUGAUAUUUCCCCUAAAUGAAGCAUGCUUACCUUGGGAAUCACAGUGCCAAUCUGUUGUUCUUCCUUCUGUGCACCUUGUUUUCUAGUUUAUUUAUUGUGUAGUACCUGAUAGUGAGCAGCCCUCUCACCUGGGGCUGGAACAUUUGCCGUAGCUGUAUUAAGUGACCAAGAGUGUUGAUCAGUUGCUUUUUCAACAACUAACUUCUUAGAGGACCAGUAAUAAUGCCAGUAUUUUCAAGUCAAGAGGUGUCUCUUCAGCCCUGCCUUGGACUAGUGAGGCUUUUCUGGCUAAUGGCUGCAUUAAUCUUGAUCAAAAUUGAGCCAUAAGUAUCUAAAAUAUAAGUUGCACAAAAAGCUUUUAGACAAUGUUGACUGCAGUGGUUUCAAAAUGCUUUGGGUUUUGAAACUAUUAUCUCCUUUAAAUGUAUUGCAGUAGUUCCUUCUAGAGCCACCCAAAAACCUGUUUUCAUACAGAAAAAGCCCAACUCUGUAAUUAAACCCAAAGCUGGAAAAAACAGAUAAAGAUGUAAGCUAGUUCAAAAACCUGAAUGUUCUUCAGACAAAUGAUGAUAUUAAUGGAACUGUAUUGUUGUCAGGAACUUCCAAAACAAUGUCUUAGAAUCACUCUUGAAGCCAGCUGCAAUUAUUAAUAGCAAAGCAGUAGCUGAAACCAGUCCUGGAAGUACAGGAUUACAAAAGCAAGUUAGAAGAAUGCUGUGAAGAUGACACAAAUGUGGUUACAUUCUGAUGAAAGACUCAAUUUUGUUCCUGUGUUUGGCUUAGUAACGGCUUCUCUCUGCUUCUUGCUUCCUGUGACUCCAGUACUGCAGAAGGAAAAUCCUGGGUCAUUGUUCUUCUGUUUACAUCAUUAAAACUUAGGAGGGUCACUGCAGACAGUAUUUUCACAGCUCCUCUAGAGGCUGUGCAUGCAUUAGUGAUAGCUGAAGAGCAAGAAAAGUGUUCUUAAUACUCAAAAUAUGAAGGCUGUUGAAAGGGUUAGGCAUACAGUGUGGAAGCAAACACUGUAGAUAAUACAUAGUUGUUUGUAGUUGAUGAAAAGGAGGAAUAAUCUAUUUUAAUUGAUGGAGAGGAAUAAGCACAACUUGCAGCCCAACUAGCAUUUUGCAGAAGAAUCUGAAAUCUAGUUCCAUCUGUUGCAUUUUUUUAACAGCUCUUUCCUGGAGGCAUUGUUCAGACUCUGUUGGUUACCUUAUCAGGGGGAUUAUAACAACUUGCUGAUGUGGUCAAAGGAAGGCUAUGUCCCUUUCUGGUACUUUUGAUAACCUUUGCAGCACGUGCAAGGACUUUGUCCUGUAGAGGAAAUGUGGGUCACCUAAGACUGUGGUUUUAACAGCUACAAAUUGAUUAAAAUCUUUAUCCACCUAUAAAAGAAAGGGAACCAGACCCCAAAACAGGCCACUGAUCUUGCUCCCUUGGUUUUCUACUGAAUACAUUAACUUGGGUAUGCUAAAACUUGCCCUGGCCAGUAAUAGUGCAGAUCACAGACCGAUUUUGGAAUGCUUCCAUGCAAGGCAGAGCAGGAGGAGCAGCUUGUUGUAAGCUUUUUGGAAACAGCUGUUAAAAUAUUGACAUUGUCUUCAGAAGUUUCUGGAUGGCUGUCCUAUGAUAAUAACAUUAACCUGUUUGAUGUUGGCCGCUUACAAUAACUGUUAAAGUGAAACGAGUGUGCCUGUAUUAACGUGAAGAAUGAGCACUUUGUUGUGGAACUAAUCUUGCUUUGAGACCUCACGUUGUGGAGGGAGAUCCAACGGGUUGUUUUUCAUUCUCUGAACAGUUAUAGUAUGCUGCUGGAAUGUGCCUCUGUCACUCACCACAAUGCAUGCUAAAAAUAAAUUCUGCACACAAUGUAGAAAAUAAACUAA
Pogoniulus pusillus (Red-fronted tinkerbird) is the source of this 3660-nucleotide messenger RNA. RefSeq names its product chromosome 2 C2orf69 homolog (gene C2H2orf69). Bases 98 to 1252 code for a protein of 384 amino acids. The transcript has 2 exons. Lineage: Eukaryota; Metazoa; Chordata; Aves; Piciformes; Lybiidae. The record is from RefSeq and is a predicted model, not a curated record. Gene Ontology annotation, cellular component: mitochondrion.